GCGGGGACACCUUGCUGCGGGCCACCAGGCGGGGACACCAGGUGUAGGAGGCACCUUGUCCUGCAUGGGAGGAGCGAGCUGGCGCCGGAGUGAUUCACCUUUCCCGGCCCUUCUGGCUCGCCCCAACUCCGGAUCUGGGCGGAGGGGCCCUGGGGCGUGUUUCCCCACCCCUUUCGGACUUCGGAACUGACUCGGACUGACUGGCGCCGGAAAAGGAGUGAGCUCUACUGGACGACAGUGGGUUCGGGUCCUGAAAGAAUGCGGGCCCUGCGGGCUGUGGACGCGCUUCCCAGAAUGCGACCACCUCUCCAGGACCCCAGAGCAGCAGAGGACACUCACACCGCGCAGCCAGCGUGCAAGAGCGCGGUGGAGAGACUAGCGGCAGACCGCUCCAAGUAUGUUCGUAGCACGCCAAGAUCCAGCCGGGGUCCUGUUUCAGAGUGCAGGGUCCCUGAGGCCCCAGGGGUGCAGCACCACAACCCAAUCCCUUCGGCUCUUGCCCCAGCUCCUGUAGCCCGCAGGGCUCUCUCUCGUAAGCCUCUGAGACCCGAUUCGUUGGUCAUCUACCGACAAAAAUGCGAAUUCGUCCGAGGGCCAGGCGCAGACUCUUCCAGAGGGGGGCUGGUGAAGAAAUUUUUCCAGGGGUCUGUCAAGGACAAAAUGCCAGUGGCCCCUGAGACGACCGGGGAGUCAGGUGAGGACAAGACGAAGGAAACAGAGGCCGCUUGGACCAAGUUCGGCCAGGCGGCAGCCACUAGCCCAGCUUCUAUGUUACCAACUCCGGCCCCUGUAGUGACCAUGAAGUACCCUGACGUGCCUUUGGAGGUGGCGUCUAAGGUUCCAGUCGCACCCUCCGGCAUGGAGCUACGGGUGUCGCGUCGCAGAGGAUUGCAGCGCUCUCAGUCAGAUCUCAGCUCCCGCUACUCGAUAGCCAGGGCUGAGUCCGACUCCGACACCUUCUUCCUGUAUUGCGGACUGGAACCUGAAGUGGUGGAGGCUCUUGGGAGGGAGAAUUUCUCUGCUGGAUCCGACUGUGUUACACUCAAAGUGCGUAGCGUAAGCAUGGCUACUUCUGAUAGUAGCUUCUCCAGGCGUAGCGAGGACGGAUUGCAAGAAGAGGAGCUCAUUGAACAGGUGCCUAGCACCACCUCUGUGGUAGAAAGGAACGCCCGUAUCAUAAAGUGGCUGUUCACCUGCAAGAAGGCCAAAGAAACCCCCAGUCAGAGGUUGCAGGGACCUGCCUGACUGACAUCUGAUUCAGGAAGCAAACUUUUCCAGUGAUGAAGGGAUCCUUAAAUUGAAGAGACUCAUGAGGCAUGUGUUUGAUGUACCCCAACAAUACAUAAGUGCUGCUCUCUAGGAAUAAAGUACUCUGUUGACAAGCUUGUGUAUUAGCCAUGGUGAAGUGCUGUGGUGAAGAUGGAAGGGAGAUGUUAGUAGCUAUGAGAGGCAUUCUCCUUAUAAGAGUAUAUCUCAAAAGGCAGCUGAAGAAAUGACAGCUGUUGGAAAAUAUUUUCAGGACAUUUUUUUUUAACCUGACUUACUGACAGUUUCUGCAAUGUAUUUUGAUAAUCUGUAAAUAGAUGCUUUUAAAGAAAAGAAGAAAGUAUGAAAUCAAGCAUGGAUGCAAUAGUAUGCUCUUUGCAACUAACUUAUGCCACUUAACGUUCUGAGCACAAAGAGGUAUUCUGUUUAAGUGCUAUGGCUGAGACAAACACCCAACACACACACACACUGGUUUCCAACCUUUACUAUAACUAAACUGUAGUUAUUCCCAUACUAUACAACUGAUAGUCUUUUGUAAUGAUUUGAAGAGGACAUUUAAAAUUACUUGAGGACUUCAUGUUCAUUUUGUUAAUGUCACUUUCUUCUAGGCCAUAAGUAUGUGGAAACACCCAUUGGGAGAUUCAUGGGAAUAGAGAUCCUGCUUUAAAAAGAAAAGUCCUUUUUUGUACUUGGUCAGUUUCUUGAGAUUUGGCCAAUAUUCAUGGAGUCUUUCUGUUAGUUCUUUAACAGUGUUCCCAAUAGAAUGUGCUCCAUAACACCCUCAUUCUUACUUUCUAAUGGGGAUAGAAACUGGUUUACCCAUAAGGAGCACUUCCCUGGCCUGAGGUCUGGCUCCACUUCACUUACCAUGGAAUUAGGUUUAGCAUCAAUUCAUUGCUUGCAGAGGAUAUGUUUGGAAGCAAAGGCUGCUUCUGGGGUUUGAGAGGUGCUAGGUUCUGAAUAUGGGUAACAAGUUACUGGCCCCUGGUUAUGAACUUGUCUGUAACAUUCACAGUAAAAUGAUUUUAGAUUCAAUAUCUUCUGAAAGAAUUAUGUGUGAACAACAACUCAAAGAAAAAUUGUUAGCCAAUUAUUUGAAAGUUUACUAUAUUUUUUCAAAAUGUAUUCUUUAAUCUUAAAAUAUGAGAUCUGAAAAAAGAGUAUGGAAGAAAUUUCUAAAUGGUAAUAUUUUAUGUCAUUCCAUUUUGAAAUGUCCUUGCUUUUAG
Peromyscus californicus insignis is the source of this 2492-nucleotide messenger RNA. It is a transcript of the gene Fam110c, whose product is annotated as family with sequence similarity 110 member C. Gene Ontology annotation, biological process: positive regulation of cell migration; regulation of cell projection assembly. Gene Ontology annotation, molecular function: alpha-tubulin binding. The coding region runs from base 259 to 1245 and encodes 328 amino acids. The transcript is spliced from 2 exons. Gene Ontology annotation, cellular component: cell cortex. Lineage: Eukaryota; Metazoa; Chordata; Mammalia; Rodentia; Cricetidae. The record is from RefSeq and is a predicted model, not a curated record.